CGUUUUCAGUCAUCCACACUAUCAGGAAAACGCGGCGUUUUCAAACUUCUCCGUCCUCUGGAGCGUUUUCAAACUUAUUCGUUUUCGGUGCCCUAAAACGCUGUGUAGUGUGGACGCUCAGUGCAAACGCAGAAAAAGAUAUGCGGAUUCAUUUGAAAACGGUUUAGUGUGGACGUGGCCUUAGUUAGUCACUAAGUUGGCUACUUAGUGAGUUAGUUGGAAAGCUAGUUACUUAGUCACUUAGUUAGUUAGGGACUUACUAAGGGUAACACAUCCAGCGAGUGUGUGAUGUUUCUUUGCGACUCCUGUGUGUGUGCGUUUUUACUGUAUCGGCAACUAACAUUCAUUCAUUCCAAACUUAAAUUCCCCCAAUGUACUUGACAAGACAAACUGUUGAAAGUGAGCACAAACAGAGGGAGGUGGGAUAACGUGAAGUGGCGGCAAAGAGAUCUCCCUCCGCUGCCCAGUGGUUCCUCCCCCUUCACAAGACGCACCUCCACUCCCAGUCACACACAGCGUCUCUCUCACACAGCAGCACUCACACUGGGACAUUCACAGUCAAAGCAGACGUCUGAGGCUCUCCUCAACUGAGUUGCUGACUUUACCGUGUCUGAAGGGGAAGAAGGGAGAGGAAAAGAGGAGGAGAAGAGAAAUAUCAGAAAGCUGAUCUGGUGAAGGAGUGAGAGGAGCAGCUGGAAAGAGUGAGGCAGAGACAGUGAGUGGCACAGACAGACACCAGAGGAGUAGGGUGUAUCUACUUUUCCUCACACAAGGAGCUGACUCAAAAACAGCUGGUGCCAUUUGUUCCAGUGACGCGCUGACAAUACAGUAACCAAGCGGAGGACGAGGGAAAAGGAAGUGGAUUUCUCAGGAGAGAAGUACGUAGGAGCAUCUCGACUUGUUUGAGCUGAAUGGGGGAUACUCAGCUUUACCUGGAGCUACCUGUGGCCUGAUCACUAUGAGGGAGCGGAGCUUCUGCUUCUCACAGUGGAGGAAGUUCAGCAACAGAGCAAGUACAGCUGCUGAGGAACCUGACAAAGGCCUACUGGACUUUGGAACAUCAAUAGGAAUAGAAUCUAGUCAAUAGGACAAGAGGAAGGAAAGAGGACACGAAUGAGGCGAGACAAUAUCAAAUAGAAGGUUAGAUAGAUGAAAGGAGAAGGUGAGAAGUGAAGCUUGAGAGUGACAGGAGGCAGAGAUGAAAUAACAUACAUACUCAGAAAAAGGUAAGAUAGAAGAUACGUGCUGUCAGUGUUUGGAGAUCAGCAGAAAUAAGCAGCAGUCGCCAUGUUCAUGAACUUCCGUCGUAUCCGCAAGUGCCAGUGCAUUCAGCUGCUGACCACAGGUCUGGUGCUUUGUAUGGUGAUGGUCUGCUGGGAGGACCUGGACCACCACGUUGUCAGCCACAUGAGAUCCUACACUUACCGCUACCUGGUCAACAGCUACGACUUUCUCAAUUCCUCCUUUGCCCUCAGCUCCAAGCAACACAACAGGAAGGAUGGUUAUGAUGUGGACGUUGGGUUAGUGAGCUAUCCAUACCUCAUCAACCACCCGGGCAAAUGUGGAGGUGGUAGCAGAGAUUGGAAAAGCCGGGAUGAUGUCCUCCUGCUUCUGUUUGUGAAAUCCUCGCCGGAGAACUCGGAGCGCCGCCAGGCCAUCAGGGACACAUGGGGGAACGAGAGCUUUGCUUGGUCAGAACUGGGGGCGAGCGUGAGGCUGGUGUUCGCCCUGGGCGUGCACCCGGAUGUCGGGCGGAGAUCCAGGGUGCAGAGCGCGCUCCUGCAAGAGGACAAGGUCUACGGCGACCUGAUCCAGCAGGACUUUUUGGACACCUUCCACAACCUGACUUCCAAACUGAUCCUGCAGUUCCAGUGGGGCCACGAGUACUGCCGCCAGGCACGCUUCCUCAUGUCUGCGGAUGAUGACAUCUUCGUACACAUGCCAAAUUUGGUGAAGUACCUGCAGCAGCUCCUGAGUAGACAAUCAGAGGCCAAAGACCUUUGGGUAGGACAUGUACACAGAGGGGCCCCUCCAGUUCGCCGUAAAGCCAGCAAAUACCACGUUUCUUAUGAUCUGUACCCCUGGUCCUCCUACCCAGACUAUACUGCUGGAGCAGGGUAUGUGGUUUCAGGGGAUGUGGCCGCCAAGAUCUACCAUGCAACUCGGUUGCUGAACUCCUCCAUGUACAUCGACGACGUCUUCAUGGGGAUUUGUGCCAAGGCUAUGGGGGUCUCUCCCCAGGAGCACGUGUACUUUUCAGGGGAGGGCAAGACUCCGUACCAUCCCUGCAUCUAUAAUCACAUGAUCACUUCACACGGUCACGCCUCAGACGUGCGCUCACUAUGGCAGGAAGCAACAGACCCUACAGUGUACGGCAACUCCAGGGGAAUUAUGAGUAAUAUGUACUGUGCGGCAGUGAGAGUGGCGCUGCUGUGUCUGCCAUAUUACCAGAACACCUACUCCUGUAUGGCUGCAUUCACAUGAUUGGGUAAAGGGGGAAAGGGUUUCCCACUUGAGGGGGGGGCCCUUUCCCACUUGAGGUAACGCAAGUACUGCUGGAUGCUAAGUGUACCCCGAUAACAAAUGAUGGCACUGGACACAAACAGUCUGCCAUGUUUUUCCUUUUUUCACUGUUUGCUGGUUAUACUAGGUAUUUGCCCUCUUGUAAAUAAAGAUGAAAGCUGUUCUGUUAAGCAAACAAAUGAACUCCGUUGUUCUUUAGUCAUCAGAUGGAUUUUCACUUUGUUUAAUCUAGAGAGAAAAGAUUGGUAGAACCUGUCCCAGUUCUGUUUACAUGAGGGCUUUUUGUCUCUGUUAUUCACUUGGCAACUAUUGAAAGGCAUUAGCCCUGUCCUGAGAGUCUAAUAUAUCAUCUAAACUAGCUGUUUAAUAUGAUGAAUUCUGGUGUCUCUGAGGCAGUUGACAAAGAUUGUUCUGCAUACCUGUCCCAAUGUUAUAUCUGAAUGCACUUCUCAAGGUUUGAAGAGACAUAAUCCAGAAGGUUCAAGUACAAUAACCAUUUUAUUUUAUGUAUGUCAAUUAGAGCUGAAGCAAUUAGCAGAUUAAUCAAUUAACCGACUGAAAGGGAAUUGUAACAUCUUGUAUUGUAACCAACCAUUAAUUUCAGUCACUUUUCAAACAAAGAUGGGAAAGAAAUAAUG
Anoplopoma fimbria (sablefish) is the source of this 3161-nucleotide messenger RNA. Its product is annotated as lactosylceramide 1,3-N-acetyl-beta-D-glucosaminyltransferase A-like. The coding region runs from base 1288 to 2484 and encodes 398 amino acids. Gene Ontology annotation, biological process: brain development. NCBI's taxonomy places the organism in Eukaryota, Metazoa, Chordata, Actinopteri, Perciformes, Anoplopomatidae. The transcript is spliced from 2 exons. Gene Ontology annotation, cellular component: membrane. The record is from RefSeq and is a predicted model, not a curated record.